AUGGCGGCACCGAGCAAGCAGCCGCCGAAGGCCAUGUCUUCAAGACUGGCAAACAUGAAAUUUAUGCAGCGUGCAUCUCCUUCACCCACGCCUGGCACGGGCACGCCUAGACAACCACCAAACAAGAGACAGCGGCUUUCAAGCGGCCUUGGAACACCCACUGUGAGCGCGCGUGAAGAAGCGAACAGCGAAGCCAUCGACCGCGCAGCUGCAGAGAAAGGCGAUACGAAGUGGUAUCUCAGGAUCAAAGCACCAAGUACUCCCGCGUCUCCGUCGCCGUUGCGCAUCAUUUCUGCUGGCUAUGCGACGUUGGACGCGCAGAGCAGUCGCGAGGCCGAUAUGAAGGAUGAUGACGGUGACGCGGUAGACGGUGAUGGACCACAGAUGACCGGCAGGAUCAGUUACGGCAACUUCAAACGCAACGCCCAAAAACAGCCCCAGCAAGAUGAAUCUGAAUCGAGCUCGGAUUCCGAGGACGAUGAAAACGAUGAACAGGACUCUACCGGAGUCAAUGCGCUGAUCAACCAAGGUCGGAAAGAGGCCGCAGCGCGUGCAAAAGCUGAGCUACGGGCGAAGAAGGAGCAAAACAGCUAUGAAUCGCAGCGGCUUGCCCACGAGCGACGAAAGAAGGAAGUGAACUUGAAUGGCAUCUCUAGCAUAUCAAACGGUGGUGGAGGCGGCGGCGGCGGCGGCGGCGGUCUUGCGAACAUGGCAUGUCACAACUGCAGCGCAAAAGGUCACAAGGCAGCGGAUUGUCCGCAGAGAUCGAACAGAGGCAUGUCGAAGGACGCAUUGCCCACUGUCUUGCGAGAGAAUUUCCAGACUGCUGGACUGGGAGCUCUGGGAGCUCGGUCCGAGCACUACUAA
Pseudocercospora fijiensis CIRAD86 is the source of this 867-nucleotide messenger RNA. RefSeq lists its product as uncharacterized. The transcript is spliced from 2 exons. The coding region runs from base 1 to 867 and encodes 288 amino acids. Gene Ontology annotation, molecular function: zinc ion binding; nucleic acid binding. Lineage: Eukaryota; Fungi; Ascomycota; Dothideomycetes; Mycosphaerellales; Mycosphaerellaceae. The record is from RefSeq and is a predicted model, not a curated record.